Molecule: messenger RNA, 753 nt
Organism: Psylliodes chrysocephalus
Lineage: Eukaryota; Metazoa; Arthropoda; Insecta; Coleoptera; Chrysomelidae
Source: the annotation of a GenBank genome assembly
UCGUGAAUCUCGUUGUUUUGGAAUAAAUAAUUAUUUAUCUCAAAAUAGUAAAAUUACUCAGUACACAUUGUUUAUAAACUCUUCUCUUGAAAUAUAAUGAGUGCAGUCUACAGCGAUGGCCGACAUGUCACGAGAAGACGUAAAUUUGUUGAAUUCUUUGGAAAAAUUGGAAUUGGAUAUUAAGAUCAGCAAAAAAGCGACCGAUGAUUCGAAAUCUAAUCCAUUCAUGAGAAGAAGACGUUCAAAGUCCCUUUCCUCGCUAAAUUUCGGUUCGACAUGCAAUUGUAUACACCAACCACAGAGUGUCAAGCACACCACAUCAUUCAAGAAGCCCAACAAGAAGAUAUUAAGGGAUCCUGUGUUAAAAUUUCUCAAAUAUACUCAAAAAGUUAAUAAAGGAACAUUGUUGAAUCAACGAAAAGAAAAGCAGUUUGGUGAAAGGUUCAAUCAUGCAGACGAUUUCAAAUCUCUUAUAAACGGUUGUGAGUUAUUAAGUAUAGGUAAUAAUGAAGCUAAUACAGGCAACUUCUCUACCCCCAGUUUUUUGCAAGCUCAAUCUCACAAUGGUGUACAAAGGUCUGAUAAUAAUGCUACUACUAGUGUCGGCAGUUGUUCACAUCAAGCCAGGAUGAAUGUUAACCCCCCUUGUGAUGUCACCAUUGAUGAACUAGCUAGUUAUUUCGAAACUUUUGUACAUAUUCCUAAAAAGAUGAGUUCUAUGGCUGAAAUGAUGUAUAUUUAAUCAUAUUUGGG